This is a messenger RNA of Endocarpon pusillum Z07020, 3522 nucleotides long. RefSeq lists its product as uncharacterized. The record is from RefSeq and is a predicted model, not a curated record. Bases 1 to 3522 code for a protein of 1173 amino acids. The transcript is spliced from 4 exons. Lineage: Eukaryota; Fungi; Ascomycota; Eurotiomycetes; Verrucariales; Verrucariaceae. Gene Ontology annotation, molecular function: protein binding.
AUGUCUGGAUUGGAGGUACUUGGUGCUGCGUCUGCAAUUGUUCGCCUCAUUGAAGCAGCUUCUAAAGCCGUCGACUUUAUUCAAGCGGUCAAGGAUGCAGAUAAAGAAGCUCUUGAGUUCUCGUCCCGAGCGCGAACCAUUCGUUACCUCCUUCAAGAGGGAAUGUGGGAAUGGCAUCCUUCUUCAGGUGAAUGGCUCAAAAGAUCCAGAGAGUAUCAGGAUUGGUAUAGUAUCAAGGGCGCCCGUCUUUGGUGGUCUGGAGUUGCGGGCGCAGGAAAGACAGUCCUCGCAACCAUCGUGGUCCACGACUUGAGUGCUCGCUAUGCUCAAGACAACCAUACACAAGUCUUGAAGAUUUACUUUGAUAACAGUCGUGAGCGAAGUCGUACUGACUGCCUAGGAAGCCUGUGGAGGCGACUGGCGUCCAGGCGACAAUUCAGCGACAAAGAGAUUGCUCUCUUGGACAAAAGAUACGUCGAGCAGCGCAUACUCCCCGAUCAGGCGAAAUGGAAGGAGAUGAUAGCGAAUGAAGCUCAGCGUUAUAGGAAGAUUUUUCUGAUUCUUGAUGCUUUGGACGAGUUUGCAGACCGUCAUCCUAUGCAAUUUGUCGAGGACCUGGUGAGCCUGCUGCCAUUGGCGAACACGUUGAUCACAUCGCGACCAGACCUCCGCAUCAGAAAUGCGUAUCGUUUGAUAAAAGCGGAAGCCUUGCGGAUCGAAGCACAUAAUGUGGACUUACAGGAAUAUGUUCACAGCAGGAUCACAGGCAGUGCCAACAUGGAUCUUGUAGUGCAGGCACCUGAUCUGGGCGAUCUAAUUAAGGAUAUGGUCCUUAAGAGCUCUCAGGGGAUUUUUCUGAUGGCUAAGUUGCUUAUGGACGAUAUUGAAACUCAGCGAACGCUGUCGAAGCUCAGAAAAAAGCUGGACGAUCCUCCGGGAAACCUGAAACAAGCCUACGACAAUUCCCUCCUGAGAAUCGAAAGACAGGCAACAGUGGAUGCUGACAUCGGAAAAGAGGUUCUGUUUACACUGUGUAUUGCGAAGAGUCCACUCACUGUCAAGCAGCUACAAUCCGUCAUCUCUCUGGACUUGGAGGACGUUUCGCUGGGCCCUGAGGACGAAAUAACGGAAAGAGCCUUGAUUGGCAGCUGUGCGGGCGUGGUAGUCGUUGACGAGAUCAGCCAAAUCGUCCGCUUCGGUCAUCAGACGACUCGUGAUUAUCUCUAUGAGUCCCACGCUACCCAGAUCGCGCAGGCACAACUAGUCCUACUUAAAAAGUGUCUGACGUAUUUGAGGUCUCCCAACGUACGGAUCGAGCGCUGGUCUAAGGAUGACCACAUCCAGCGCCUGCUGAAAGUCUACCCUUUCCUCGAGUACGCAGCAGUCCACUCGGGUGACCACGCCAGGGAAGUCGGCACUGAGCACCAGGAAGAGCUCCUAAGCGAUAUCAUGGAUUUGUUGCAACAGGAUGAAAAUCUCGCUUGUGCUGUACGCGUCCUGCUGUACAAGACUAGUAGUGACUGGAUAGGAAGGCACAAAUGGGGAGCUUGGGGCGCCGAACAACCAACAAAGGGCAAAAUGCGAGGCAUAAAUCUGGUCGGAUAUUGUGGUCUUGACCAUGCCCUGACGCACAUACUCCGGGCUUCACCAGGUGAAUACCUCCGAUCACAGGAUAGUUCUGGCAACGCUUUGCACUGGGCGGCGCGAGGAAACCAUGAAGCCGUCCUGAAAAUACUUGUGGAACAACCAGGCGUUGAGCGACCAAUCAAGCAAUACAGUGAGCUUGCACAUACACCUUUACAUGUAGCUCUUGUCUUUCGGAGGACACUGGCAUUGGAGAUUCUCCUAGACAAUGGUGCAGAUCCUUCCAUCAAGGUUCAAAGAGAACCGGAUUGGCAUUCUCUCCAACUGGCUAUCCGACAUGGGCCCUCCGGGCAUGUUGACAUUCUUCUCAGAAGAGGCAAUCAGGAGAGUCUUUUAUGGGCUCGCGACAUUCUUGGGAGGCUUGCUUUGAAUAUUGCUGCUGAUUCUGAAGACACUGAGUCGCUUGACAAAUUUUUGCCACUCUACUCUCACGCCGUCAGGGAUAGGCAUGAAAUGGCUGAACUAGUCGACUUCAUGCAGCAGAAUCCACUUCAUCAAGCGGCUCAAAAUGGCCACAAACGUGCCACUGAAGCUCUCCUUCAGCACGACCUUGCUAAAGUCUUCGCUCAAGGGACCAAUUACCGCAAACACCUUCCGUGUCGCUGCCUGGAAUGGCAGACUCGAAAAGCCCUCUGUGAUGCUGCUUCAAGGGGUCAUCCGGAAGUCCUCCGUGUCCUAGUAGACUUUUUCGGUGCUUCCCAACAUGCAGAUCGUCUAUUCAGACGCGCGCUGGUCAACGCUGCGGAAGAUGGUACGAUAGAGAGUGUUGUAGCUUUGACAACGAAAAUAAAUUUCGCUGCGCAGCAUGAUGACCUCUUUUCUGCAUUACUAGUGGCAGCUUCCAAUGGGCAUUUCGAAGUGGUUCGCCAUCUGCUUAAGACUGGAGCGCCGAUCAAUGCGCAAGAUCACCAAGGAUACACGGCACUACAUCUAGCGGCAAGCAAUGGUUUGACGGUCGUAACGCAGACGUUAAUCGCAGCAGGAAGUAGAUUAGGCAUUAAAGAUGUGCGUGGAAGGACACCGUUGGCACUGGCUUUGCAAGAGAAAACGGCUUCGCAGGCAAGAAAACUAGAAGUGGUUCGCCAUUUGUUGAAGAUGGGAGCACCUAUUGAUGUGCAAGAUCAUAAAGGACACACGGCGCUUCAUCUAGCAGCAAGCAAGGAUAUGGGGCUGGUAGCGAAGAUGUUGAUUGCAGCAGGAAGCGAAUUGGACACUGAAGAUGCAAGCGGAAGGACGCCGCUGGCAUUGGCCUUACAAGAGAAGGCGGCUGCCACUGCGAAGCUGCUGGUUCACGCCGGAGCAGCGGUUCCCCCCUUUGAUGACUGUCGGGAUUGGCUUGCCAGUCCAGCCGGGUACAACCGAUACAAAGAACUUGAUGAAGUGGAGCGCGCCCAAAUCCAACAAAAUAUCCAGUCCGCUCCACAUGCUCCGUAUACGCCAUUGUCGGCCGACGAAAUCUUUCGAGCAGCGCUGUAUGUUAGCAAGAUGCUAGGCUUCCGGCGGGAGACAUUACCACUCGUGAAUUUGAUCCUGGAACUCGCUGAAUACUGGAUCGUAUCCGACAGUCAACGCGACGGCGAACAUGAUUUCGACGAGAACGACCGCACUCCCGUCUAUCUCCGAAGCCUUCCGAUAGUGGGGCGGAAUGCGAAUCCUGUACGCCGCAUCGAAAUCUACAUCGUUAGUCAUGAUCAGAGCUCUCAGAACGGCCCUGGCAGUUUCGACAAUAGCUGGACGUGGUUCGAGGUGAGGAGACAAAUGCGAGGAGGGCAAAAGGGCAUUCCGCUCCGGCUUCUUCUCAACAAGACGCGUCGUCGUGAUUGGACGAGAUGGCGAAUAUCAUGGCCGCACCGGCAAGGUUACGACCGGACGCCUUAG